UCCCCUGCAAAAGCGUCUGAUCAUUCUGUUGAAGAGAUCAACACAGGAAACUCGAGAAAAUGGCAAGAACCAAGCAGACGGCCCGUAAAUCCACCGGAGGUAAAGCCCCGAGGAAGCAGCUCGCCACCAAAGCCGCCCGUAAGAGCGCUCCAGCCACCGGCGGCGUCAAGAAGCCUCACCGCUACAGGCCCGGCACCGUGGCUCUGCGAGAGAUCCGUCGCUACCAGAAGUCCACCGAGCUGCUGAUCCGCAAGCUGCCCUUCCAGCGUCUGGUGCGAGAGAUCGCUCAGGACUUCAAGACGGACCUGCGCUUCCAGAGCUCCGCCGUCAUGGCCCUGCAGGAGUCCAGCGAGGCUUAUCUGGUCGGUCUGUUCGAGGACACCAACCUGUGCGCCAUCCACGCCAAGAGAGUCACCAUCAUGCCCAAAGACAUCCAGCUGGCCCGCCGCAUCCGUGGAGAGCGCGCCUAAACGCCUGACUUCACAAGUCUUGAAACCACAAAGGCUCUUUUAAGAGCC
Messenger RNA from Carassius auratus (goldfish), 518 nucleotides. RefSeq names its product histone H3-like. Lineage: Eukaryota; Metazoa; Chordata; Actinopteri; Cypriniformes; Cyprinidae. Bases 60 to 470 code for a protein of 136 amino acids. Gene Ontology annotation, cellular component: nucleosome. The transcript has a single exon. Gene Ontology annotation, molecular function: DNA binding; protein heterodimerization activity; structural constituent of chromatin. The record is from RefSeq and is a predicted model, not a curated record.